AUUCAGGAAUCCGAUGCAAGUCCGAUGUGCAGCCUGAGCAGGUUGCAAUGGUGCAUGUUGUGUCUGGGCUCUCAAAGCAUUAGGUCGAAUGUUUUGGACGAGGAGAGUUACCAUGUAUAGGAAACCAGGCGUUCAACUGCUAUCUUUUUUCUUCAAAGUGAAGAGUUACGUUUCACGAUACUACUGGAAUGACUACUUGCAUUGGCGACCUCGAGAUCAGUUGGUAUACGAGGUAGACAAGCUUCGCCCAGAGUUCAUUGCAUUCCAGGUUCCGUACCUCUGUGCCGCCUUGCCAUACGAUGGUCUUGGUUACUGGGACUAUCCCUCACGUGUGGGCUGGAAAGUCCACCGCUUCGAUCGCGGAUGUCAUCGCCGUUGCCCACCAGGAAACUGCAUAUCCUCUGACAGAAUGCCAGAGGAUGUGCCUUAUGGGUUACAGACACAUUCUAUAUCCCGAAUGGAUGACUCAAUCCCCACUGUUCAAGAGAAAAUAGCAUUCCUCCAGGCUUGGCUAUUCUUUGGAGCUUUAGCCGAAGUAUGUUCAAUUUGUGGAUUAUCGUUGGAACUCCAAGAUACUUUCAUCUCGAAGGGCAUGGUCAAUACUGCAGCCUUGAAUGGGCUGCCAAUGAGGCUCUAUCAUUCAUCGCAGAAGCUCGGAAUCGCUGGCUCCAUGAAGCUGAAAUCGCAGCUUCGUGUGCUUACGCGUCAUGUUCAACUCAUGAUCACCAGAGGCGAUGAACGGGAGGAUGAACAUGAAUAUACCUUCACCCAAUGCGAAGUUUUAUGCUCUAUAUACGUUCUACUUCGCAUACUCUCCUUAACGACUCUUUGUCAUGCACCUCACUGGAACCUGGACCCUAACGACGAUAUGUACACCACUCUCGGCGAUGUGACAUCCGAUUGGAAACCAGAGGGAUUGUCAAGGAUGAGAGACCUCACUCUCGCCAAACUAUUCCAGCGAGGUUGGUGCCCAAGUGAAAUUCAUCUUUUACAAGGGGACGAUGUGUUUAUAUUUACCUCAUUUUUGGAACGACCUUUGGAGGCACGACGAGAUCACUCAAACUGUCUCGAAACGAGGUGCAAGGCGUAUCAAAUUGUUGAGGAAGAAUACAAAACGGCACACACUGCUUUUGAUUGUACUUGCGAAUUCGUUUCUGUGAUUCCUGAGCACCUCCGAGAUGCUCUUGCUGCCAACAAAAUCCCAAAGAUCAUUGUUUCUGAGGACCUUCAGCUCUCCGUUAUUGACGAUAAGAGUCAUCCAUAUAUCGCCAUAAGCCAUGUGUGGGCUGAUGGGCUUGGAAAUCCUUUCGACAAUUCGCUACCACGAUGUCAGCUUAGAAGGCUACGACAUCUCAUGCGUGACCUAUGCAAAACUCAUAAGGUUGCGCGAUCUCAUCGUCUCCGUUCCAUAGCACUCUGGAUCGAUACUCUUUGUAUCCCUGUCGCUCCUCAAUUCAAAGAAUAUCGAAAGCUUGCCAUCAGACUCCUCGCACGAACGUUUCAUGAAUCCACCGCAGUGCUGGUUCUCGAUCGAGAAUUAUCCCUCUUCAAUUCACGCAGUGCUUCUAUCCUCGAGCUCGGUAUUAGGAUUAUGUGUAGUGGUUGGAUGAAGCGUCUUUGGACCCUACAAGAAGCUUCACUUGCCAUCGAGUCCGCAGAUGAUCGCGGGAGGCUGUAUUUCCAGAUGUUCGACGGACCUGUACAGUGGAAGAAGCUCACGGAAACCUUCGACUACAAGCCAAUGAAACCACAACGAAGGCCCCCAAAGCAUGAUGCACGGCAUGAUAACAUUCAUGACGUGAAAUCGGUCCUACUGUUUGAAAUAUGGGUCACUGUAUCCAUGAUCAACCGACUUCCAUCCGUUCGAGAAUUGCAAAGUCCGCGUUGGGAUUCCAAUCUCGAGAUGAUAUCCGAGGCGGCACAAACCCGAUCCACGAGUAAAGCUGAAGACGAACCUAUCUGUCUAGCUUCUCUUCUUGGGUUAGACCUGGCAGACGUCCUCAGCGUGCAAACUGCAUCUGAGCGUAUGAUCCGGUUCUAUCUCUUACUUCAUGAAAUUCCUAUAGCAAUCAUUUUCGCACAAUUAGGUGUUGCGAACUUCAGAGCUGAGAACUUGGAGCAGGCGCCAUUCCGUUGGGUUCCCAAGUCUCUUCUGACGUUAGAGUUACCGAUGAAUAUUCAUAUGGCGUAUGCCUCUCAGAGGUUUGCAGAGCAGAACUACCAUCUGAAUGGCGUCUGCGAACCCGAUGGUUUUCACUUUCAACACAAUGGCUUGUUAUUCCUUGACACGGAGAGGACUCCGCCGAGAAAGAAAGCUAUCAUCGAGAUUACCAACGAUCAGGGUGGAAAUGAACGCUACGUUUUGGUUUGGUUGGGGGAUAUACCGGAACAUCUUCCCAGGCAUAUGGCUUUGAUACUUGAAACGGGCAUCUGCUCAAAUGUAGCUAUCGUGAGCGUGGAGAGCAGGAUGAACGAUGGACACCAAGUAGAGAUCUAUGGGACUCUCGUUGGACAUGGAUUUGUUAGGACCAUGGAAGAGCCAGACGAAGAGGGAAGCAUCCUCCAAAGCACCUUGACUAGUCUGGAGCAGAAGUGGUGCUUGACAUAGCAUAACGCAAACACCUGGAUGCAGGGCUAAGGCGCUCCUUAAUUUUCUACAUAUAAAGUUCUCCUGAGUACGUGAUGCUCAAUUGAAAUGUAUCCCAAGAUUAGGGAUCACGUGUGAUACCAGAGCCGUUGUUACGCUGAUCGAACCAUAGAAUCACUACACUCUCUGCGGCAGCCAGAAGGAAUGACCCAUCAAACAGCGACCCGAACACCUGAUACUCGGCAAUGUCGAGAAGAGGUUGAUAGUUCCAUUGUCCGGCUCCGUAUCAGGCCUCGAGGGUGGUGGAGGGAACGAGGUGCGUAGUUGAAGGAGGAUUGAAGAGAGAUAGAUACCCUAAAGGACGGGUCAAUGACAUCUCUGGUGAAUG
This is a messenger RNA of Somion occarium, 2975 nucleotides long. The record is from the annotation of a GenBank genome assembly. Lineage: Eukaryota; Fungi; Basidiomycota; Agaricomycetes; Polyporales; Cerrenaceae.